Molecule: messenger RNA, 1701 nt
Organism: Colossoma macropomum (tambaqui)
Lineage: Eukaryota; Metazoa; Chordata; Actinopteri; Characiformes; Serrasalmidae
Product: tumor necrosis factor receptor superfamily member 17
Exons: 3
Coding region: 622-1194 (190 amino acids)
Biological process (GO): tumor necrosis factor-mediated signaling pathway
Molecular function (GO): signaling receptor activity
Source: RefSeq, a predicted model, not a curated record
UGUUGGAUGAGUAGUUCUUGAACACCACUCCAACUCAUCCCAAAGGUAUUCACUGGGCAUGGUGACCGUAGGCUCAUGUGCAGCUGCUUCAGAACAAACCUGUCUAGUGGCAGUGCUUUUCAAUGGAGAUUAUGCAUUGUGUGUGUGCAGGUGUCCAAAGUAAUUGAAUUCACUAAUUAGAAUAAGUGUCUGGAUACUUUUAAAGAUAUAGUGUAUGUUUUUGUAUGUUUACAUCUUUUAAUUCCAGUGUCAGGUAGAAAAUUGUGAAUAUCUUUGCACACUUUUUUAUCAUAAAAUGUAAGACAAAACAAAAGUGACAGAGACCUCUGCUAUGGCUUCAUAGUUCUACAUAAUGUGGCAUAAAAUUAAGUUCAGUAUGUCUCACAUUUUGAAUCAUGAAUCAUCAGUCAUCAUGAGACUGUAAUUAGGAAAAGGAGAAAAGAGGAGAGUAAUUAUGACACUGUACUUAAACCUUUCUCAAGGUUUUAAAAAAACAGAACUUUUGGGUGAGCUUGUUCAACUGUAAAGGGACUUCCCCUUCCCCUCAGUGAUUAUUUACAUACUGGAAAUAUAAAUGCUGCUUGCUCUCUAAUAGGGUAGAUUCAGAGCUCUCAGUGAAAGAUGAUUCUCUACUUAUGGCUUUUAUUUUACAUUACUACUGUUGCUGAGAGUAAAUGUGCCAAGAAUUAUUACUAUGAUGGACUUCUGGAAGAUUGUCGGCACUGCUCCAUUAGAUGCAACUCUCCCCCAACCAUUUGCACCACAUUUUGUAGGCCUACCUCGACAUCAGGCAAUGAAGCUAGAGAGAACCAAAACGUGCGCACAGUCCUAAUAGUGCUGUUUGUAUUUCUUGGCGCUUGCACCACUCUGACUUUAAUUCUGCAGGUCAUUCGAAGGAAGGCCUGUAAACACGUCCCCUUUGCAAAAGCUCAAAAACAAGAUUCGUCUGAAAGUGAGAGAAGUUCUGAUGCAACUGAGCAGUCUGAGGAUGCCGACGGAUCUGCAGCUGCUAAUGGAGCAGCAGAUAUAGAAAAGGGAAUAAGCCCAGCUCACUACAACUCCAACCUCCCUCUGCCCUCCACUGAGGAGGGCACCACCGUCCUGGUCACCACAAAGACAGUGCAAAUGUAUAAUUGCAGUACGCAUUACACACAGGGAGUAACAUCAGGCAUCUGGAGAGCUGGCACUGUGUGAGCAGUAGGCUACCCGCUUAACACAGGACAGACUGACAAUAUAUUGUUUUUCUUGAAAGAAUUGACAGCACAAGAAGAUUGCAACUCUGGUUAAGCAAUAGAAUUGAUCAGUUUUAGUAUGUAAAUGAAGAAGCAUGCCUACUUUUGAAUCAUCUGCAUAGUUCAAUACAAUGGUGCUGGUCAGGUGGGUAGCAACUAGUUCCAUUCUCUUAGUAACAUGUACACAUGUCAAAUUUUUAUGGAUUUAUAUUUUCAAAUGAUGAUAAUUUUACUUCAGUUCAAGUAUGUUGUGAGGUUUGUGAGGAAAUUAAUCUACUGUUUAGGUCCAUUUUGAUAACAUUUAGCCAUUAAUUGUCUUUAUUUGUGUUCAUUGAUAGCAGCAUCUAUAUAUCUGUUUUGUGAUUGGUCACCCCUCUAGCUUUUAAGGUUUAUUGUUUUAUUUUUGUGAAAAUAUAAUAAGCAAAAGUACAGCUCUGUAAGUACAUCAAUAAAUGAAAUUUAAAAUUCA